AUGGUCAAGAAGCGAUACAACUCUCGGAUCAAGGGGCCCUUUUUGGCGCAAAAAGUUGAGGAAGACCUGAUGGGCCUCGAGCUCAAGGGAGACUUCCAAAUCAGGAAGUGGAGCCCAUCUUAUCCACGGGACGGAGGCGUCAGUCUCGGCCGUUCUCCAAGCUUCCUCCCUGCGACCAAAUCCGAGCGAUUCCAGAGCAUUCCUGAGCUGUGGAAGACUCAUGGCGAUGCUGAGUUUCAAAUCACGGAGAUUCUGGACGGCAUGCCGAUGAUAUUCUACGAAGUCACAGACUCGAAGGAUCUUUACUCGCAAUUGCCCGGUGUCAUCAUAGAGGAUGAGGCAGAGAACGGCGUUUUCCCCCGCGAAUCACACGGCGUUAGCAUCGGAGAGCAUGACUACGAGGAGACCGAGGCCUCUAUCAGUUGGAAGGCUGUAAAGGAGCAGCGUAUCAUAUGUGAUAUCCGUCACGCAAUCAACAUUGGUCUGGCUGGAGUGCUCUGUGGCACAAGUAUCGCAGGCAAUCCUCUGAUGGUCGACGGCCACCGUUUCUACGUCUAUGCCAUGUGCGACGACUUUAAAGCAUGGAAGACGACUGAUGACCAUGAUGAUGAGUGGCGCGGUCAACUUGCGACUCUAGACCGUGUCCCGAAGUUUGCAACUCGAGUGAGGCUGUCAGCCUUUGCGAAGGACCUCGACGAGCUGAUGACGAAGGCACAAGGAGCGAGUUGUGUGUCAGAGGACACAAGGUAUGAGUACCCGUCUCUGAAGCGGAAGGGACUUGCGUUCAGGGCACUGGACGGGUCGUUCAGCUUCAAGGUCAUAGCCAACGACUGGCUGCUGGAUGAGACGGAGAAGCUUCGAAAAGCUGGCCAAGACGAGAUGGUCAGCCGGCCAGGUCCCGAUGAUUGCAUCUGA
Molecule: messenger RNA, 915 nt
Organism: Diaporthe citri
Lineage: Eukaryota; Fungi; Ascomycota; Sordariomycetes; Diaporthales; Diaporthaceae
Exons: 2
Coding region: 1-915 (304 amino acids)
Source: RefSeq, a predicted model, not a curated record